This is a messenger RNA of Lineus longissimus, 1367 nucleotides long. RefSeq names its product E3 ubiquitin-protein ligase TRIM45-like. Lineage: Eukaryota; Metazoa; Nemertea; Pilidiophora; Heteronemertea; Lineidae. Bases 164 to 1348 code for a protein of 394 amino acids. The transcript has 2 exons. Gene Ontology annotation, molecular function: zinc ion binding; ubiquitin protein ligase activity. Gene Ontology annotation, biological process: protein monoubiquitination. The record is from RefSeq and is a predicted model, not a curated record.
AAAAUAAACAGGACUACAGUGUGUUGGGACAUUCGACAGCUGGGUUUCAGUUGUAGCACACACGAAGUGGAAAUCAAGAACAUUUUCACUUCCUGUAUGAUCCACUGCCACGAAGUUUAUAAUUGUGUCAAUAUUUCAAAACGACUGAAAGAACACCAGUCCGAUGGCGUCACAAGCAACAGGUUUGGCUGACGUUUGCGUUGUGUGCCUCCAGUCAAGACCACUGAAGUUAGUAGGUAAAUGCAAGCAUAGAUUCUGUUCUAAGUGCUUGUUCGACAUCAUUGAGGGCAAGGAAGGUGAUGUUUUUGCCUGUCCAACGUGCAAGGUCGACUGUCUUUGUCCAACAGAUGGUCUAGAGGGGCUGGUCGACUUCACAGGUGGGGAUGAGGCAGCAGAAGAUGCUGGUGUGGAGGAAGGAAGAAGGGGUGGAGUGAAAGACCUUGGGGUGGUACCAGGAGUACCUGAUAGGGAAACGACACAAGAGCCAGGAACUGAGUGUGCUGAUACCAUGUUGGAUGUAAGAUGUAAGAUUUGUCAUCAAAGAAAGAAGGAAGUCCAAGCAGUCAAUCUCUGCGUUGAAUGCGGCCAUCUUUAUAUUUGCAACACAUGCACAGACGUGCAUUCACGAAACAAGGUAACUCGGGAACAUGUUGUGGUACAUUUAAGGAUUGAGAAAAUCGAAAAGAAAGACAUAUGCAAACCGCAUGACUCGUUGUUGAAUAGUUAUUGCCAGGACUGCAAAAAACCAGUAUGUAUGGUGUGUGUUAUGUGGGAGCAUGGGGAACACAGCGUGGAAAAGUUGGGGGACUUUGUUGAUGGAAAAGUUGCGGCACUGAAUCAAGUUCUGGAGAGGAGGGCAAAACGAUUGAGAGAACUACAGCAUCAGAUGUACAAGUUGAUGGCAUUGAAAGGGGAGGCAGCCCUGUUAGAUAAGGAGGAUAUGUUGGUAAAGGAAAUUGAAGACCACGCUGAAAAGUGUAUUGCAGGGAUAGUGAAAUGGAAGGAUGAUUUGAAAAAUCAGGUCAAGGCAAACCACAAGGUGAUCAGGGAUCUACCAGAAGAUUUGGAGAAAGUCCAGAAGGCAGUUGAACAGUUGCAGAGGCCCAUUGAGAGAGCUGUUGAGUUGCUGGGAAAGAAAGAGCAUCACCUGCUGUACCUUGACAAGCUGCUAAUGAUGCAGCAGGAGGUGGCUGCGGUUGCAGACGUUGGGAAUGACAUCAAAGACACAGGACACUGGAGUCAAAUUCUUGAGUUACAUGAUUACGACUAUGACUUUAUUCCUGGAGAAUUGCCCAGUGAUCUUGGCGGGAUCAGCAAAACAGUUGUCGCAUGGGGACAACCUGUAUAAGUUUAGUUUUUUGGGACAC